This is a messenger RNA of Tachysurus fulvidraco (yellow catfish), 7642 nucleotides long. RefSeq names its product mitogen-activated protein kinase 10 (gene mapk10). The coding region runs from base 224 to 1528 and encodes 434 amino acids. The record is from RefSeq and is a predicted model, not a curated record. Lineage: Eukaryota; Metazoa; Chordata; Actinopteri; Siluriformes; Bagridae. The transcript is spliced from 14 exons. Gene Ontology annotation, biological process: JNK cascade; protein phosphorylation. Gene Ontology annotation, cellular component: nucleus; cytoplasm. Gene Ontology annotation, molecular function: ATP binding; JUN kinase activity.
GUGUGUCUUUCAGGUAUUUAUGAACAGACAUUUCUUAUACAACUGCAGUGCACCGAUCCUGGAUGUGAAGAUUGCCUUUUGUCAGGUGUGUGUUCCAUACAGGUAAAAUAAAAGCGCUCCAUGCUCCAUGUCCUCCUGUCGCUGGAAACCAGUUCAAGCUACAUAAGAAAAUUGAGGUUUUGGUAAACAAGUUGAUGUGUCUUACAUCGCCAAGCAUUACAACAUGAGCAAAAGCAAAGUGGACAACCAGUUCUACAGCGUGGAGGUCGGAGACUCCACCUUCACGGUUCUGAAACGGUACCAGAACCUCAAGCCCAUUGGUUCUGGGGCUCAGGGAAUAGUGUGUGCGGGAUAUGAUGCUGUCCUGGACAGAAAUGUUGCUAUAAAGAAGCUCAGCAGACCUUUCCAGAACCAGACCCAUGCCAAGCGCGCUUACAGGGAGCUGGUGCUCAUGAAGUGCGUCAACCACAAAAACAUCAUCAGCUUAUUAAACGUUUUCACACCACAGAAAUCUUUAGAGGAAUUCCAGGAUGUGUAUCUGGUGAUGGAGCUGAUGGAUGCUAACUUGUGCCAGGUGAUUCAGAUGGAGCUGGACCAUGAGAGAAUGUCCUACCUGCUCUACCAGAUGCUCUGUGGCAUCAAACACUUACACUCAGCCGGCAUCAUCCACAGGGAUUUGAAACCUAGCAAUAUCGUGGUGAAGUCAGACUGCACGCUGAAGAUUCUGGACUUCGGGUUGGCGAGGACCGCCGGGACCAGCUUCAUGAUGACCCCGUAUGUGGUGACACGGUACUACAGAGCGCCGGAGGUCAUCCUGGGCAUGGGGUAUAAAGAGAACGUGGAUAUUUGGUCAGUCGGUUGCAUUAUGGGUGAAAUGGUGCGCCACAAAAUCCUCUUCCCCGGCCGAGACUACAUCGAUCAGUGGAAUAAGGUGAUCGAGCAGCUCGGUACGCCAUCGCCCGAGUUCAUGAAGAAGCUCCAGCCCACAGUGAGGAACUAUGUGGAGAACCGACCUAAAUACGCUGGCCUCACUUUCCCUAAGCUGUUCCCCGACUGCCUGUUCCCUGCAGAUUCCGAGCACAACAAACUCAAAGCGAGUCAGGCCAGAGAUCUUCUUUCUAAAAUGCUGAUCAUCGAUCCUGCUAAGCGGAUAUCGGUGGACGAGGCUCUUCAGCACCCCUACAUCAACGUGUGGUACGAUCCGUCUGAGGUGGAGGCGGCCAAAGAUCUUCAGAUAUCCAUGCCUCCUCCUCAGAUCUACGACAAGCAGCUGGAUGAGAGAGAACACUCCAUCGAUGAGUGGAAAGAGCUGAUCUAUAAGGAAGUGAUGAACUUUGAGGAGCGAACGAAGAAUGGCGUGGUGAAGGGACAGCCUUCUCCUUCAGGUGCAGCCGUGAACAGCAGCGAAAGCCUCCCUCCGUCCUCGUCCGUCAACGACAUCUCGUCCAUGAGCACCGACCAGACCCUGGCCUCCGACACAGACAGCAGCUUGGAGACCUCAGCCGGGCCGCUCGGCUGCUGCAGGUGACUAACCGCCUGCCUGCGCAACCCCGCCUUCUUUAGGAGGUGAUCCGAAUGAUCUCACGAAAAGAAAAAAAAAACCUAUCUGACACCGAUCCUAUUUACCGAUAAAUUUAGGAAUAACUUUACAGGAAAAUCCUGUAGAUCUUUAAGCCUGCAUUAUUCUUCAAAGCAAAAUGGAAAAAAAAAAACAAAAACGGAAAAUGCCGAUGUAUGUGUAUAUUUAUGAAUCCCUCACUAGUUGCUUUGCAUUAUUCCUCCUUCAUAUGGCAUCUGAUAACGAAACGAUUAUAAUAAUAAUAAUAACUAUAAUAAUAAUAAUAAUGCUUACCGAGGCAUCUCUGUGAAGUGUGCGUUAUUCCGUAACCCUGGAUGAUCCCGAGUAAACCGCAAGCUUUCUGUGCUCCUUCGGUCCAUGUGGCAAGGUGGGCUUUUGUGUUUCUCGCUACUCCAACUUAUAGAUAAAUAUCAUUUCCCUGUUAUACGACGGAUCCGUUUGCGCUGAACCCCUUUAAGCAGCCGACUUUGACCCGAAGACGUUUUCUAUUUUUUUUCUGGGUGUGAACGUAAAUAAUAACCCUGGAUCUCUUGUAUAUAUGUAAUUCUGUACAGCUACACAAGGCACGGAUGGGACUGACGGCCAGUAUCGGGAGUUGUCUUGCGCACCUUGCCACAUCACCACUUUCACAUUUAGUUACCCUUGCUUGUAGUCUUCUUGCAUGACCAGAGGGAAGAAAGAAAGUAAUGAAUAAAACACUAAAUAUGAGCAUAACCCAGUAUAUUUGUAUACCGAUGUACGAAAAUGAAAUCUGCUGGAAGCUGUGAGGGAAACGGAUCACUUGUGUCUCUUUGUUCUGCAAGAAGCCAUCGCAAGGGAACAAAUACUGUCAUACAUUAGUAAAAAAAAAAACAAAAACAAACAAACAAAAAAAACUUCAUCAGGGUUGCCAGGAUUGUAGUUUUUACACCAAUUAUGGCUAGUUUAGAAACAAAGUUUGUGGAUUUAGGUAAAACAUAUUGACCUGGCAACCCUGACCUCCAUCCUAUUUUCCAGUUAGUAUUUUUUUUUCACAGUUUUGUAGUUCAGGUGCAUUUACACGUCAUCACGUUUGCUCCGAGCGUGUUGAGCGUGCUACGAGCAUGCGUGGAUUCGAGCCGCUGUUCCGCCUUACUCGCUGCUUUGCAUGUGGUUCCCUGACCUUUGACACCUCGGAUCGAUUCUCUUGCGGCUGCUGCAUGUUCAGGGAAAAGUCUUUCUUUUUCAUACCUGGGAACGAGCGACGUGUCGACAAUACAGUACCUCUUAGCUUCCCGUUCGAAUCGUUUCAUUUCCUCGUUCCCGAUGCACGUCCAUCUAACUAUCCAUCCUUGACAUCUUUUUGUCUGAAUGGAAUCCAAGCGGACUUACUACCUAAACCUAGGAAUCCGAAAGAAGUGGGUUUUAUUUACCGAGCGCAUGCGUUUGCUUGAAUUCGGGUAGUGCCUUUGAAAUAAUGCAGUUUCCUCCUUAUUUAUCCAAAAUAAUUCUAUGAGCAGUGAAGCGAGUGUGGAGGCAGGAGGAGGAGGUCGGGGCGAGGUUGCACAGGCGGUGGCUUUGUCACAGUUUGAACAUUGCAGGUAAUUCAGAGAUGUUGUCGUACGUCGGCGGUGCCUGGUUUGUCGGGUCUCUUCCUUCUUCUAACCUCUUUGUCUAAGUAUGCACAUAAUCACCAGAUCUCCAAAAAAAAAAGAUCUCAUCUCCUUCCCUGUCCUGUGAAAAAAAAAAAAAGAAUGAACCCUGACAUAUAAUUGUUGCAUUUCUAAAUAAUGUAUUGUAAAUGAAACCUCAACCUUUACUCACGAGCCUGAUGUUUUUUUUUUUUUCAGUUCUAGGUUAAUGAUAAGCCUUAUUCAAUAAAUGUCAUGAAGUACACAGUGAAAUAAUGGAUCCUCUAAUUUUUUUUUUUUUUUUUUUACCUGUACUUGUCUGAUUUGACCUGUGUACCGAAUCAUUUUAAUAAAGGAAUGAAACGCACAUUUUUUGGUUUGCUUACACCGAUUGUUAAACUGAUUCGAGCCGUUUCUGAUUCCUAAGAGUGGUCAUUUUUUAAACCGUAUUUUCCUUCAGAUUUGACUUUUCUGUAGUAAAGUUACGGUUUCUUCAGGGCCCUGCUGGUGACAUCUCUGCAUUAUAAAAACAAGGCCUGGCCAGGACUCAGUAAUGUGUGGGAAUGAGAUAAUUAUCUUGUGGCCAUGACUUAUUAUAAACAAAUUACUACUAAAGCAAGGGAAUGAGAUAAUUAUCUUGUAGCCAUGACUUAUUAUAAACAAAUUACUACUAAAGCAAGGGAACGAGAUAAUUAUCUUGUAGCCAUGACUUAUUAUAAACAAAUUACUACUAAAGCAAGGGAAUGAGAUAAUUAUCUUAUAGCCAUGACGUAUUAUAAACAAAUUACUAGUAAAGCAAGGGAAUGAGAUAAUUAUCUUAUAGCCAUGACUUAUUACGAGAUAAUUAUCUUGUAACCAUGACUUAUUAUAAACAAAUUACUACCAAAGCAAGGAAAUGAGAUAAUUAUCUUGUAGCCAUGACUUAUUAUAAACAAAUUACUAUUAAAGCAAGGGAACGAGAUAAUUAUCUUGUAGCCAUGACGUAUUAUAAACAAAUUACUAGUAAAGCAAGGAAAUGAGAUAAUUAUCUUAUAGCCAUGACUUAUUACGAGAUAAUUAUCUUGUAACCAUGACUUAUUAUAAACAAAUUACUACCAAAGCAAGGAAAUGAGAUAAUUAUCUUGUAGCCAUAACUUAUUAUAAACAAAUUACUAUUAAAGCAAGUGAACGAGAUAAUUAUCUUGUAGCCAUGACUUAUUAUAAACAAAUUACUAUUAAAGCAAGGAAAUGAGAUAAUUAUCUUGUAGCCAUGACUUAUUAUAAACAAAUUACUACUAAAGCAAGGGAAUGAGAUAAUUAUCUUAUAGCCAUGACUUAUUAUAAACAAAUUAGUUCCAAAGCAAGGAAAUAAGAUAAUUAUCUUGUAGCCAUGACUUAUUAUAAACAAAUUACUAUUAAAGCAAGGGAACGAGAUAAUUAUCUUAUAGCCAUGACUUAUUAUAAACUAAUUACUGCUAAAGGAAGGGAAUGAGAUAAUUAUCUUGUAGCCAUGACUUAUUAUAAACAAAUUACUACUAAAGCAAGGGAAUGAGAUAAUUAUCUUGUAGCCAUGACUUAUUAUAAACAAAUUACUACUAAAGCAAGGGAACGAGAUAAUUAUCUUAUAGCCAUGACUUAUUAUAAACAAAUUAGUUCCAAAGCAAGGAAAUAAGAUAAUUAUCUUGUAGCCAUGACUUAUUAUAAACAAAUUACUAUUAAAGCAAGGGAAUGAGAUAAUUAUCUUAUAGCCAUGACGUAUUAUAAACAAAUUACUAGUAAAGCAAGGGAAUGAGAUAAUUAUCUUAUAGCCAUGACUUAUUACGAGAUAAUUAUCUUGUAACCAUGACUUAUUAUAAACAAAUUACUACCAAAGCAAGGAAAUGAGAUAAUUAUCUUGUAGCCAUGACUUAUUAUAAACAAAUUACUAUUAAAGCAAGUGAACGAGAUAAUUAUCUUGUAGCCAUGACUUAUUCUAAACAAAUUACUAUUAAAGCAAGGGAAUGAGAUAAUUAUCUUAUAGCCAUGACUUAUUAUAAACAAAUUAGUUCCAAAGCAAGGAAAUAAGAUAAUUAUCUUGUAGCCAUGACUUAUUAUAAACAAAUUACUAUUAAAGCAAGGGAAUGAGAUAAUUAUCUUGUAGCCAUGACUUAUUAUAAACAAAUUACUACUAAAUCAAGGGAAUGAGAUAAAUUCAUAAACACCAAUUAUUAAAGGGAACAAGAUAAUUAUCUUUUACCAAUGGCAAAAGAUCAGACUAAAUAAAUCACUAGUUAAUAAUGUAAGUGGGAAAAUGAGACAAUUAAGUCAUCACCAUGGCUUAGUAAAGUAUGGGAAAAUUAAGCUAUAGCAAUAACCUAUGUGACAGAAUGAGAUAAAUAAAUUAUGACCAAUAUUUAGUACUAUGAAGGAAUUAAAUAAUUUACUGUGAGUAACAAGAUCUUUAAGUCAUAGUUAAGUAGGUUCACAAUAUAAUGAUCUCGUAGCUAUGUAGCGAAAUCAUGGCCACUACUUACUACUGCAAGGGAAUGAGAUAAUUAGGUUCUGUUCACUAACUAGUAACAUGAGAGAAUGAGAUAAUGAAGUCAUAUUCACUAAUUAGUAACACAGGAGAAUGAGAUAAUUAGAUCAUGGCACUACUUAGUAACAUGAUAGAAUGAGAUAAGUAAAUCAUGGACAUGACUUAGUAACACAGGAGAAUGAGAUAAUUAGGUAAUGUGAGUAAUGAGAUAAUAAAGUCUUAGCCAUGACAAAGAAAAAAAGGAACGAGAUAAUGAAGUAAUGUAAGUAAUGAAAGCGAGCAAGAUAAUUAAGUGCAGAUGUCGGGAACUGAGACUCAGCAUCAGUGUAAUAGAAAAGAUGUUAAUAAAGAAAUAAAUGAACUGUACUCGAGAUAGAAGGCAAAACAUGAUGGAGACUAAGGUACAAAGAGCAACAGAUGGACACCUGACACUGAGGUGCUUACAAAUGAGACUGAGACUUGUCUAGGGUGACAAUGUCCAUGUAAACUUCUCUACACUGCUAAACCAGACAUGUGGCAGCUUUUGUCCAGGCUUGUAUCGUUUACCGUGAAACGCUGUAUACGCGAGACACACGAACAACAUGAUCACAUGACCAUUGUCGUUAAGACUUAUUAAGACUUAUGUUCAGUUCUCACACAUCACUAAGCUGUGGUCAUGCAUUCUUCUUAUUAAUAAGUCGGUGUGUCACCAGGGAGGGGCUUCGUAAUUUCAAAGUCAAAUUUUAUUGGCCCUAACAUUGAACCCUGAGGAAUACCUACAAUAAUGAUUAAAGCCACUGUUUAUUUAAUGUACUGUUCAACAAAAGAGACAGUGCGAGUCUGUCUCAGCACAGUUGACACGAAUUAUACCUUUAAAUUCUUACUAUUUAACUGAAAUGUACCGUUUUUUUUGUUGUUGUUUUUUUUAUUAUUAUAUUUUAUUUUAUGUACCCAGAAAGGCUACUAUCAGUGGAAUAAUGGGCCUGAGCAAUGUAUCUUUAAAGACACCAUUCUGGGUUUCUGACUCAUUUUAUUUGUAAGUUUGAACAGUCUGUUUUUUUGGGGGCUUUUACUUAAUGUGAGAAACAUAACUUAAAUCGCAUCACGACAACAAAUUUAAUUGGGCCAAAUGUUGAAAUCUGAGGAAUACCUAAGAAUAUUUUUUGUUGUUGUUGUUUUCUUGUUUUUCUCUUUUCCUGGUACUGUGUGUGUGUGUAGAAAAUGUAUUGUUAAUUCUGAAGAUAAAAAAUGUAGAGGCCAAACAUCUGUAAUUGACUUAUUUCUGAAAUGAUUUUUAUUUUUAAGACAUUCGAGUACACGCCGAAUGCUAACGGUCGUGUUUAAGAAACCGCUCCAAACCUCUACAAGUAAAAUGACUGAGCGAUUUUCCUUAGCACCGUUCACACCAUAUGUAAUAUUUAUAUUUUAUUUGCAUGGCCGAUGCGAGAUGUGCGGAUGUCUGUUGUAAAUACUGACAUUUGAAACACUGAUGAUGAUGAUGAUGAUGAUACGAAGGUGCUGACAUGUUGCUUUCACUUUUUAUCUGAGAAAUGAAAAGACAACAAUGUGAAUGUAACCACACUGUGACGGGUUCUGACAAGUCUCCAGGCUAUAAAUAAAACACUUUUACAACAGGGUGGACACACACACACACACACACACACACACACACACACACACACAUAGAGAAUAGUAAUGUUUGUAUUUCAAUUGUAACUAGUUGUAAACUGUUCUGUUAUCUAUUCAGGUUGGUUUAUUAAAUCAUACACAUACACACACACACACACACACACACACACACACACACACACACACACACACACACACACACACACACACACACACAUAGAGAAUAGUAAUGUUUGUAUUUCAAUUGUAACUAGUUGUAAACUGUUCUGUUAUCUAUUCAGGUUGGUUUAUUAAAUCAUACACAUACACACACACACACACACACACACACACACACACACACACACACACACACACACACAUUAAUAU